This is a messenger RNA of Colletotrichum lupini, 1818 nucleotides long. Its product is annotated as HET domain-containing protein. Bases 1 to 1818 code for a protein of 605 amino acids. NCBI's taxonomy places the organism in Eukaryota, Fungi, Ascomycota, Sordariomycetes, Glomerellales, Glomerellaceae. The transcript is spliced from 2 exons. The record is from RefSeq and is a predicted model, not a curated record.
AUGGCCGAGGACGGUGCUGGUAUGUCGCUGUGCAGUACCUGCUUAGCUAUCGACCUACUCAACAUCCCCGCAUACCCAGAUAAAUACAUCCUGAAUAAAGGAUCUAUUUUUCGACCCACCUUGAGUUUGCUGCAACUUUGGGGUUCUUGGAGAGAAGAAGAGGUGUCACAAUUUGGCGUUCAAUUCCACCGAACUUUCGAAGACCUUUUGGACGCCUCAAAAGAUUGCGCUAUCUGCGCCGCGGUUCUUCACGGCGCUCAUAUCUUCAAGAGCUGGCUUACCCAAUUGAGCGAGCAAGAUAUGAAAGAUGAACACAUCAGCAAGUACCUUGAGGACGGAUCAGUUUGGAACAUGCGACUUGUCAAAUACUCCCAGGACACAGAAAACAUCCUGGUCAUAUCAUUCGACGCUGAACACAAUUCCAUCCGUCUGAUCAGUGCUUUCAGACUGUGCGUUUCAGAUGACAGCGAUCCAUUGAGCGCUUCGAUCACUGGACGAUGCUUGAGGAAAAACCCAACAGUUGACUCAAUAUCCGACCAAGUUGGGAAAUGGCUGAGAGACUGCGACCGAGAGCAUGUCCAACUCAGGUGCUGUAUAGGCGAGAGGUGCUUGCCGACGAGGGUUCUCGAUGUGGGCAUCGAUGACAAGCAAACCUACAUCAAGUUAUACGAGGCUCGGGAUGCAUGCGGGAAAUACGCCGCUUUGAGUUACAUGUGGGGUCAAGGAAAAGAUCAUUUCAGGACCACCAUGGCGAGCCUUGAGGAACACAAGGAGGGCAUCAUUACUGCGACUAUGCCCCAGACAUUCCAAGAUGCUGUCACCAUGACGCGCAAAUUGGGAAUACGCUACCUCUGGAUUGAUGCGCUCUGCGAGGACUAUGUGUGGGAUGAGCCUCUCUCGAAGAGAGGCUGGACUCUGCAGGAGCGUUGGCUUGCGCCGCGUCUUGUCCAUUUCGGUUCACAGCAGAUGUCGUUUGAGUGCAACGCGUACUUUUUGUGCCAAGAUGGAACGAAAUUCUCAGGGCGCUACAGCGACGCCAGAAAAGACUGGGACACCGUCGAGGAAGACGAGCGCGCCCUACGAGCUUCUACCGAGUGGACAGAGCUUGUGACCGAGUAUUCUUUACGGAAACUUACCCGUGGCACGGACAAGCUUCCCGCUAUAUCAGGUAUCGCGAGAAUGAUUGCAGGUCAGAUCAACGAUCAGUACGUCGCUGGACUUUGGCACAAGGCGAUUAUUGAAGGAUUGUCAUGGGAGUGCACUGAACCUGAUCAAGCUGCCACGCAUUACCAAGCACCAUCUUGGUCUUGGGCAUCUCUCAAUGGGCCAAUUUCGCAGCAGAGCUUCGGCAACUUAAUGGGCGAUAAUGGUCUUGAGGUGACGAUUGCGAGCCUCUCGAGGGUUCUGGAUUGUGUAAUUACACCAAAAGGCGAGGACCCAUACGGCGAAGUUCUUACCGGCUCUUUAAAGAUGGAAGGAUUAUUCAAGACCAUAGGUCCUGUGGACUGUCACACAGAGACGAAGGUGAAGUUACACCUGAAGGGUAUUCACGGAGCUGUCUCCGAAAUGAAGUUUGAUACCACAGAAAGCGCAAGGGAGGCGUCGAAUGCAACACUCAGCUGGUUUAUGCUGUUUCAAAUGACCCAAAUGCACGAGAAGCCUGGGGCCAAGCUCCACAUGCAUCAAGAAGGUAUCGUCAUUAUACCCACGGGCGAUGGCUCGUACCGACGCCUUGGAAAACUACGUAUAGAUUAUGCUACCUGGGGAGACAAUAAGCUGGGAAUCAACUUUGAGACGCGGAACGUGGUUAUAGUAUGA